AUGGCAGGGGAGCUGUGGCUCCUGGUGCACCUGGAGGAAGAAGCCGUGGGCUCGCUGGGCUCUUCUGUUGGCCUGCACUUGAAAUCUUCCCACCUCCACGAUACAGUGAAGAGGAACCUGGACAGCACUGCCUCGCCUCAGCAUGGUGACCAGCACAACGGCUACGGGGACCUCUUUCCUGGGCACAAGAAGAACCGCCGGGAGGCACCUCUGGUCUCCUCCAACGGGCUGCCCCCAGCCUCCCCACUGGGCCAGCCAGACCAGCCCCCUGGGGGAGACGCCCUCCAGCCCAGCGGGAAGCACUCUCUGGGGCUGGACUCUGUUAACAAGAAACAUGUAGGAUCUGCCUCUGUUAACCUCUAGGCCACAGGAGGCAGCCAGCCCAGCGAGCCGCUCGCCCUGGGCCUGAGUAAAGAGCUGAAGCAGGAGCCUGCCGAGGACCUGCCGUGCAUGAUCGCCGGGCCGGGGGGUCCCCUGUCCCAGAGCAGCCUCAUGCCCGACCUCAACCUGAACGAGCAGGAGUGGAGGGAGCUCAUCGAGGAGCUGAACAGGUCCGUGCCCGACGAGGACAUGAAGGACCUGUUCACUGAGGACUUCGAGGAGAGGAAGGGCCCAGAGCCCGGCCCGGCCGCCCAGACCGCCCUGAACCAGGACGUCAGCAUUAAGACAGAGUUCUCCUCUGCAGCCUUCGAGCCCGAGCAGGUGGGCGCUCCCCAGGCGAGGGCUGGGUCUGCAGGACAGACCUUCCUGGGGCCCACGUCUGCCUCUGUGAGCACGGACUCAGCCAGCCUGGGGGGCCCGCGGGCCCUGUUCCACAGUCCUGCUCAGCCUGGGGCGGACAGCGCCAGCUCCGGCCUGCUGCCGGCACCCGUGCAGGCCCAGGGUGCACAGAGAGCCCUGGCGAGCGUGGUGCUGCCUGGCCAGGGCCCGGGAGCUGCCCCAGAGCCGUCCUCCGCCCACCAGCUCCAGCAGAUCGCUGCCAAGCAGAAGCGCGAGCAGAUGCCCCCGAACCCACAGCAGGCCGCCCCGGCAUCAGCGCCAGGCCAGCUGUCCACGUGGCAGCAGGCAGCUCCCUCCCACAGCCCCUUAGAUGUCCCUUACCCUGUGGAGAAGCCCGCCAGCCCCUCCACCUACAAGCAGGACUUCAGCUCCAAACUGCUCGCGGUGCCCGGCGUGAGCAAGAGCUCCCCUCGGCCUGGAGGCGCCUACCCCCAGCCCAGCCUGCUGAGCCACCAGCUGCCCGGCGGCUUGAGUCAGAGUUCCGUGGGCAGCCCAGGGGCAGUGCUGGACUAUGGCAACACGAAGCCCCUCUCGCAUUACAAGGCAGUCUGUGGGCAAGGCGGCCCCGGGCCCAGCCAGAGCAAGCCGAGCCUGCCAUCGUACCUGCCCCAGCAGCGGCCCCGUCUGAGCAACGAGCAGAACUCCUUGUUUCUGAUGAAGCCAAAGCCGGGAAACAUGCCCUUCCGAUCGCUGGUUCCACCUGGCCAGGAGCAGAGCCCUGCCAGCGUCUCCGUGCCUGCCCAGGCCACCGGCGUGGGGAGCCAGCCACCCGCCGUGUCGGCGGCCAGCACACACGGCUCCCCCUAUCUGAGUGGCCAGCAGCAGGCAGCGGUCAUGAAGCAGCACCAGCUGCUCCUGGACCAGCAGAAGCAGAGGCAGCAGCAGCUGCAGCAGCAGUUCCUCCAAAGGCAGCAGCAGCUUUUGGCAGAACAGGAGAAACAGCAGUUUCAGCGUCAUCUUACCCGUCCCCCACCCCAGUACCAAGACCCGACACAAAGCACCUUCCCGCAACAAGUUGGACAGUUCCCAGGGCCGACGGCUGUGCCCGGCGUGAACAGCGUGGGCCCAUCCAGCUCUGGCUGCCCUCGAGUGUUCCCUCAGGCCGGGAACCUGGUGCCCGUGGGCCCUAGCCACACGGCCGUCUCCUCGCUCCCCUCAGGCUCGGGCCAGCAGGACCGGAGCGUGGCCCAGUUCACCGGCUCCCAAAGCAUGCCCCAGACCAGUCUCUACGGCAUGGCCUCGGGCAUAGCCCAGAUGGCUGCCCAGCCGCCCCCACAGACCAGCAACGGACACGCCCACAUCCCCCGGCAGAGCGCUGUGGGCCAGAGCACUCCGCUGCCGGCUGCCUAUGGACAGAGCGCCCUGGGGGCCUCCGGCCUCCCCCAGCAGCACAGUAAGGGGGCCCUGAACUCCGGUCUGGCCAAGCCCCAGGCCCCCAGGGUGCCUGCAGCCAUGGGGAGCCAGAACGCCUCCUGGCAGCACUCGGGCCUGCCGAGCCUGAGUGGCCAGGCCCUGGGGGGUGGCAGCCUGAGCCCCUUCACCGCAGCCUCUGCGUUCCACAUGCAGCAGGCACACCUGAAGGUGUCCAGCCCACAGUUCUCCCAGGUGCCCAGCAGGCCCCUGGCGCCGCCCAUGAGCUCCACGGCCACCACGGGGUCCAUGCUGCCUCCGGCCAGCGCCCAGCAGAGGCCCAGCGCCCCUGCCCCCGCCACGCCCCAGGCAGCCCCACAGCAGGCCUUGCCUGGCUUGAGCCCGGCUGGCCCAGAACUGGCAGCCUUCAGCCAGAGCCCGGCCUCCCAGAUGGGCAGCCGGGCGGGGCUGCACUGCGCCCAGGCCUUCCCCGUGCGGACUGUGGGCCAAGAGCUGCCCUUUGCCUACAGCGGGCAGCCGGGUGGCAGUGGACUGUCCAGUGUGGCUGGCCACACCGACCUCAUCGACUCUCUGCUGAAGAACAGGGCGUCAGAGGAGUGGAUCAGCGAGCUGGAUGACUUCUUAGGGUCUCAGUAAGGAGGGACUCGCGGUGUAGAGCUCACACAUCCUGCAGCCGCCUUCUCUGCCAAGAAAGAGCAACUACUUUGGACCCGAAGCCUGUGGCCCGGGGAGCUGGGCAGGCGGAUCCCGAGCCCACUGCGGCCACCCAGCCAGGAUGUGCGGCCCACAGCUCCCAGGCCAGCACGUGUGGCCCAUGGGGCUGGCCCCAGCCCCUCUGCUGGCAUCAGUCCCUGGGGCCAGGACAGCGGGACAGGCUCUCCGGUGGCUUUCCGCCAGAUGACCAAAGUCCUCGGUGACAGCAGUGAAGCCCCACAGUGUCAGGCCCGUGACCCGUGCCAUCGCAUUGGCAUAAUCCAAGAUUUCGCCACUUGCCCAAAUUCUCAGGACAAGUUUUUAUCGCAACUUUAUAUAGCAGGAUUAUUUGCAAUUUGUAGCAAAGAAAAAUAUUUUUUAUGUUAAUUUUAAAUAGAUUGGGAUGGGUGGCGGCUUAAGUGGGUAAGUGGCAUGGGGACCCUUGAGUUUGUUUUUGCUUAGGAACUUUUAAAUCCCUGCCCUUUGUCAGCGUUCAGGGGAGGAGGGGUGGCCGGGAGACAUUUCCGCAAGUGCAGCCCUGACUGCCCGCCCCAGGCCCGAGCAGGGCGGUGGUGGCCGUCGCCCACUCAGGACUUCCCAGCGGCUCCCGCCUCCCGCAGUGCCAGCCCUCCUGCUGCCACACACUCGGGAGGACUUAGCUUGCACCCCCUAGCUACAUGCUGGGAGGAGAUCUGGGUCCCUUUGUCCUGGGUUAGGAGCCCCACCCUCUGCAGUUUCCCUGAAAGUCGUCCACAGCCCGGGAGGCGUGUGGGCGCUGCCUGGCCAUGCAGGUUCCCCUGGGCCCUUCCCGGGUCUCCCACUGCCUUUGUCUCGCCUCCCCGCCUCUCUGGGGGGAGUCGCUGGAGUUCUUAGGGGCCCAGCAUCGUAAAGGGUCUGGAAGAGGCUGCAGGCCGGCCCAGUGCAGGAGUUCCACUUCAUUUGGCCACUUCUGCCACCCACAUCACAUGACUUGCACUUUCUCAAGAGAUUGCUUUAUAACACUAACACAUUCUUUCUGAAGACCCCAAAGGGUUUCUCUCCCGAGGUCUCAAUGAG
Molecule: messenger RNA, 3900 nt
Organism: Tupaia belangeri chinensis (Chinese tree shrew)
Lineage: Eukaryota; Metazoa; Chordata; Mammalia; Scandentia; Tupaiidae
Gene: MAML1
Product: mastermind like transcriptional coactivator 1
Exons: 7
Biological process (GO): positive regulation of transcription of Notch receptor target
Cellular component (GO): nucleoplasm
Molecular function (GO): transcription coactivator activity
Source: RefSeq, a predicted model, not a curated record